GCGCGGCCCGGGGCGCCAUGGCGGGGGUGCUGCUGUGCGAGCCCGGGCGGCUCUACAACGCCCUCCAGCAGCACCGCCGCCUGCCCAGGCUGGCCGAGCCCAACUACCUCAGCCUGCUGGAUGCCCGUACUCAGCGCGAGUACAACGAGAGCCACAUUAUUACAGCACGCAAGAUUGAACAGAGUCCUACAGGGGAGUACCUGGUGCCGGAUUCAGAGGAGCUUGCGUGUGUCAGAUACUGCGUGGUGUAUGACUGCGAGACCAGCUCUUUAGACUUAUCUGACGACGAGGAAGAGGAGAAAGAAAAAGGGAGCAAUGGUUCUUCAGAGACUGAAAACACUGACUCAGGUUCCUUAUGUUCACAGAAUGCCGAGGAAGGAACUGCCGUCCGACACGCCAGAAGCUUACAGCAGUUCACCCGCAAUCCCGUGCUCGUCCUGAGGGGAGGAUACAAGCGGUUUUCAGCUUGCUAUCAUUUUCUGAGGACUCAGAAGAUACUGUGGACGCCUCAGGAGCUAGACAACUUCCAGCUGUACCCUGUAGAAAUACUGCCUGCAAAGUUAUACAUGGGCAAUUUCAAGCAGGCCUGUGACCAACAGAUUCAGAAAGAUUUGAAGAUCAAAGCACAAGUCAAUAUUUCUGAGCAGCCUGCAGCACUGUUUGCAGAAGAAGGCAAAUAUCUCCAUAUAUCUGUUCCUGAUUCACUCGAAGCAAAUCUUUUUUCUUCCUUUCCCACCAUUUGUCAUUUCAUAGAUGCCCAGCUGGAUCUCGGAGCAGUGCUGGUGUUCUCUAGCCUGGGGAUAAGCCGGAGCAGCACAGUAACCAUGGCCUAUCUUAUGCAUUCCCACCAGUUUUCCCUGAAGAAAGCUUGGGACCACGUUCUGAAAUGCAAAGAGAACAUGAGACCGCACCGGGGCUUUGUGAAACAGCUUUCAGACUGGGAGGCCCGAAUCUAUGGGACCACGAUCACAGACAUCUCUGAACCAAACUAUUGACAGGUAGCCCAGGGAACACCCAGCAGGGGAAGACGCUUCCCUGUCCACACCACCAUCUGUUCUGUAGGUAGAAGGUUAACGGAAAUCAGUUGAAAAAGCCCUUAACAUAAUGGAAUUCCUUCAUCUUUAGCUCUUAUUAUACUGGGUGAAGUUUUGGAGCCAUUAGGGGAGCUGGCCUGCAUUGCUGAAGGUGGUGGUUUGGGGAAGGCGAGGCCUGCAGGAUGCGGCCCGUUCAGCACUGCUUGUCUCCUUUGUAAGCCAGGGGGUUUAUGACCACGUUAUCGGGCCUGCUUCCUGCCCCAGCUACGGGGAAGUCAUUAACAUUCUCUCUGAAAAGGCAAAUUUGGGGUUUCACUGCACCUGGUUCCAGCUCAGGGAGACGAAGGCAGAAUCUCCCCGUUUCAGGAGCUCCCCCGUUCCGUAAGUGUCUUUGCAGACCCUGGCAGGCAGCAGACCCAGACCCGCUGGUUGGGCUGGCCGGCAGGACCCCGCUUCCCGCUCACCCCCCCUAACCCAGCGACCCGACUUUGCCUGGCAGCCAGUUCCGAGGCCCCGGUGCCGUUACGGGACCACGACAGCCGUGCUGCCCCUCUGUCCCGCAGCGCUACGACUCCUUCCAUGGACGCCACGAAAUAAAAACCCACAGAAAAACCCUC
Molecule: messenger RNA, 1651 nt
Organism: Cygnus atratus (black swan)
Lineage: Eukaryota; Metazoa; Chordata; Aves; Anseriformes; Anatidae
Gene: STYXL1
Product: serine/threonine/tyrosine interacting like 1
Exons: 9
Coding region: 18-995 (325 amino acids)
Biological process (GO): protein dephosphorylation; negative regulation of cytoplasmic stress granule assembly; positive regulation of intrinsic apoptotic signaling pathway
Cellular component (GO): mitochondrion
Molecular function (GO): protein phosphatase binding; protein tyrosine/serine/threonine phosphatase activity; pseudophosphatase activity
Source: RefSeq, a predicted model, not a curated record